This is a messenger RNA of Drosophila subpulchrella, 1802 nucleotides long. RefSeq lists its product as uncharacterized. The transcript has a single exon. The record is from RefSeq and is a predicted model, not a curated record. Bases 82 to 1623 code for a protein of 513 amino acids. Lineage: Eukaryota; Metazoa; Arthropoda; Insecta; Diptera; Drosophilidae.
CAUCUCUAGCUGAGUAGAACGAAUUUGUGGAAAAUUGUGAUUAUCACAAUAUUUUCCCCAAUUUAAGGCCACUGCUGAAAAAUGUCUGAAAACGAGGCCGUGGAGGCGGCACCAGCGGACUCUGCGGAGAUCAGCGAAGAAUCCGGCAAGGAUGAAACGCCCACGAAGCCGCUGCAAAUGUCGUUUGCAGAUUGGAAAAAGUGCAAGGAGGCGCUGAGACCGGACACGAGAGCCGAACCACCCCAGCGCAAUUCCAACAAUUAUGGUCCAAAUAACAAUUAUAAUAACAAUAAUAAUAACAACAACAACAAUGGACGUAAACAGUGGGGACCCAAUAACAAUGGCAACUACCAAGGAGGCGGAGGACCGAACAACUUCCAGGACAGGAACAACUAUCCGCCACUGAGCAGACCCCCUCCACUUCCGAUGCAGCUGAUGAACAUGGGCUUCGGUGGCAACUUCGGACCGGGUCCGGGAGGCAACUUUGGUCCAGCUGGUCCCCCGAUGGGUCCAAUGGGCCCUGGUGGACCGUGUGGACCCAUGGGAAAUAUGGGACCCAAUGGUCCAAUGGGUAAUAUGGGUCCCAAUGGCCCCAUGGGAAAUAUGGGACCCAAUGGACCCAUGGGCUUCGGAGGACCUGGUGGUGGCCCCGGUCCACGACGAAAUCAAAACCAGCGACCGCUGCAGCCGCCUCCGUUUUGGGAGGACAUGAUGUCGCCACAGCACCGACCACCGCCCAUACAACCGCCCAUGCCCAAGUGCCCCAGCCUGUGGAAUCUGGUGCCCAAGGAGCGUGCACAGGGCAACGAUCGCAACAAUCAGAAUCAGAACAAGAAGAAGUUCAGCUCUAAUAAUCGGGGCAACAAUGCCAAAGAUUCCAAGCUAAUGCCUCCGCCACCGCCGCCAAGCGAUGGCAACAAAUCGCAGUCGAACGGAGAGGCUCAACCUUCCAAGAAGCCCAAGCGCGCCGGCACCUUUGUCCAGAUCAAUGGCCAGUGGAUACAGAAGCCGGAGGCACCUCCGCCACUGGAUGAUAUUCCGACGGGUACAAAGGAGGAGCGCCAGCGUCAGUGGAAGGAGUACCGCAUGGCCAUGAAGCCGUUCAAGAAUCGCGAGUUUCACAACUGGAAGCGAACUGUUCAGCGUUUGGGGAAGCUGCCGCGUGACCAGCUGGACGAGCAGCAGCUGGAGCGACUGAUGAAGGCCGAGGAGUACAUUGGCGCCCACAAAGCGAUGCUUACGGUGAAGCAUGCAGAGCGCUGGGUACAGCAGGAUAACAAGAACGAAAAGGGUCAGGUGUUUGUGCGCAAGUCGCCCAACAUUGGCUCAUGGGAGGUGCCCAAGGAUAAGCAACCGACCACUGGCUAUGCUUCGUUGCAUGAAUUCAAGAAGGUUCAGAUGGAUAAGUUCUUUGGCCCCGGGCGUGCCAUUAAGGGCGGCGCCGAUCUCUCCACCCUUGGAACUUUGGCGCCACCUCCGCCGCCACCGCCAGAUAAUCCUCCGCAGGCGAACAACUACUGGCCGCCUACCCCUGUCAGUAAUACGGGCUCCAAUUCCAAUCCCUCGUACUACAGCCACUACAGCAACAACUUCGUAAAGGGCGGAUCUCUGCUGCCGCCCUAGAACUGCUACCAGAUAUUAACCCAAGGCGUGGGUUUUAACGAUUCUUCAAUUGCAAGGCACCUGCAACGAAUUGACACAUCUGCAAUCCAAGGUCAGCAGUCUGCUCUUCAUUGUGGGUCGACGUACAUCGGUAUUUGUAUUCAGAUAAAUGUAACAACAUCAACUUGACACUCUUAAAA